UGCCUGCGACAGAGAACAUAGCUUCUGUUAAGCAAGAAGGAAGCGCCUGCGACAGAGAGAAACUGUCGGAAGCCAGCAAUGGCGAGUCAUCAUCCAGCGAUGGCCGGCUGACUUCAUUGCGCAGAUUUUAUGAGGGCUUGUUUGACACAAAAGGGCGCCUGCGACAGAGAGAAACUGUCGGAAGCAAGCAAUUGCGAGUCAUCAUCCAGCGAUGGCCGGCCCUAUGUGAAGAACGGCCCAAUUUAUUGAAUUUUUCAUCUUGCCCUGAUCCAACCCCGAUCGCAUUCUUUCGAUAUACAUUUCCAGCACAUAAAGAUGAAAGGAUUCUGCGUGAUUGGGAAACAUGGAUGCAAGAAAAAACAGCGAUUCUUGUUCGUCGUAAUGUACGUAGUACCAAUCUUAAUCUUCACAAAGAGAUAAGCACGUUGUCAUUAAACAAGGACGAAUCAUUGGGUAAUAAAGAUGAUAUCAGCGAUGGCGACAGUGAUAAUAACUUCAUAGAACGUAUAGAAGAAAUUCAACCAACUACUCGUCGAUCGUGGGUUCUCAAUAGUGGUACCAACGUUGGAGACGAAUUAGCAAAAUAUGUUAAGACGAUUCCUGAGGCUCAUAAAUGUUUGAACCUCGCGUACUGGAACAUUCUCGAUUUAACAGAAGAUACUCAAAUAAAAUCUUUUUUUUCAACGGAUGACUGGGAAGAAAUAAAUGAAAGCUUCAAAAAUGAUGUAAAGUUAGAUGAAUCAGAUAUACCGAAUGUUGUUGAAUAUUUUUUCGACGAAGUAGAAAAGAUAACCAAAAAAGAUGAUGAAUAUAUCAUCAAUGCGAUUGAUGAUUUGACUCCGGAGAUGAUAGAAAAAAAUAGAAAAGUCAAAUUCAGUGAUGAGGAAAAGGAGAUCUUUAAAGGAUUAAGACGUGCCGUUAUUACCUACGCCGAAAAUUUGAAGGAUCUUGAAGUUCCCAUAUCAGAAGCCGACUUUGACAAUUCAUUUCCAAAUAUCGGGGAAAUUGCUUGUUGGGCUUCUGCCCGUCGAAGAAACGAAGGACGCUCAAUAGUCCUCCGAGCACGUAUAGGCCAAAAGUGCGAUUUUCGGGGUACUUUGAAAAAUAGUAUUAAUAACCUUGAAGCCAUUAUUGGCCUUAGAAGUGGCGGUCUCCCUGUUGCACAUCGCAAAAAAGUUCACGAGGAUAGAGCGGAUCUUUCCGUAGCAAUGCGCGAUGUCCUGUAUAAUUUUUUCAAAACAAAUCCCAAUGCUUCUGGAAAUGAUCUUCAUAGUACAUAUGUACUUGGAAUUCAGUCAUGGGGGUGGAUCCACGAAACUUAUGGCAUGGACUGUAAGGCUACAAAUGUAUUACGCUUAGGAAGGCUUUCUCAGAAAAAGAUGCCCAAUACUUUAAAAACGCUUGCAAUUCUUGAAGGCUUUUAUGCUACUAU
Molecule: messenger RNA, 1432 nt
Organism: Diversispora eburnea
Lineage: Eukaryota; Fungi; Glomeromycota; Glomeromycetes; Diversisporales; Diversisporaceae
Source: the annotation of a GenBank genome assembly